Molecule: messenger RNA, 1117 nt
Organism: Bufo gargarizans (Asiatic toad)
Lineage: Eukaryota; Metazoa; Chordata; Amphibia; Anura; Bufonidae
Gene: NUBP2
Product: nucleotide binding protein 2
Exons: 7
Coding region: 27-833 (268 amino acids)
Biological process (GO): iron-sulfur cluster assembly
Cellular component (GO): cytosol
Molecular function (GO): 4 iron, 4 sulfur cluster binding; ATP binding; ATP-dependent FeS chaperone activity
Source: RefSeq, a predicted model, not a curated record
AUUCGAUGAGGAAGUGACUGUCCAGCAUGGCUACAGCGCCUGGUAAUCUUGCUGGUGUGCAGCAUAUCCUCCUGGUACUGUCGGGGAAAGGAGGCGUUGGCAAAAGUACCAUAUCCACUCAGAUUGCUCUGGCAUUGCGUCAUGCUGGGAAGAAGGUCGGCAUACUGGACGUAGAUCUGUGUGGGCCCAGUAUACCCUGCAUGCUGAACGCUCAUGGCAAGGACGUCCAUCAGUGUGACAGCGGCUGGGUGCCAGUCUACGUGGACCAGGAGAAGAGCAUCUCGCUCAUGUCCAUUGGAUUCCUGCUGGAGCGACCUGACGAUGCUGUAGUAUGGAGGGGACCUAAGAAGAACGCAAUGAUAAAACAGUUCGUGGGUGACGUGGCCUGGGGCGACUUGGAUUUCCUUAUUGUUGACACUCCACCGGGAACUUCCGAUGAGCACAUUUCCACUGUGGACUCUCUGAGGCCCUUUAAACCCAUGGGAGCUGUACUGGUCACCACGCCUCAGGCAGUAUCCAUCGGAGAUGUAAGACGUGAACUGACGUUCUGCAAGAAGAUGGGGCUUCCGGUGGUUGGAAUUGUGGAGAACAUGAGCGGCUUUGUUUGUCCUCAUUGCGCGGAAUGCACUAAUGUUUUUUCCAAAGGCGGUGGUGAGGAGCUAGCAAGACACGCCGGAGUCCCAUUUCUAGGUUGUGUUCCUCUUGAUCCCCUUUUGACUCAAAGUCUGGAGCAGGGGAAAGACUUUAUUCAGGAGUUCCCCAAAAGCGCCACGUACUCGUCCAUCACAAGUGUUGCUCAGCAGAUCCUGGACAUGGUUACGCAGGGAUCCUGACCCUGAAGAUGGCUGAGAUCGGAGGACUUACGUCAGAUAUUAGCUUAGAAUCACGUAGGACAGACAGGUCAUGCAUUAAUCCGGGGACCUCUGAUGAGAAUAUAUGGCGGCCGUCAGUGCAAGAUCUUGUCAUAUAAGUUGUCAGCUUGGCGAGAUAAACCUCCCGCACCUGUUGUCAGAGCGUUUAUAUUGGACUUUAUCCGAUGCGAUUGUUGCCUUUAUCGUAUUACACUCUGCUUGAAGAGACUGCAGCUUUUCACAGUAAAAAUCACAUGAAUACAGAA